Messenger RNA from Ornithorhynchus anatinus (platypus), 3496 nucleotides. RefSeq names its product striatin 4 (gene STRN4). Bases 1 to 2220 code for a protein of 739 amino acids. The record is from RefSeq and is a predicted model, not a curated record. Lineage: Eukaryota; Metazoa; Chordata; Mammalia; Monotremata; Ornithorhynchidae. Gene Ontology annotation, cellular component: dendrite. The transcript has 17 exons. Gene Ontology annotation, molecular function: armadillo repeat domain binding; protein-containing complex binding; protein phosphatase 2A binding.
AUGGAGGAGCGAGGGGCCGCCGCCGCCGCCGCCGCCUUCCGCCCGCUGCCGCCCCCGGCCUCCUCGUCGUCCCCGGCGGCCCGAGGCGGCCCCGCCCCGGCCCUCGGCCCCCCGGCCCCCUCCUCCGGCCCCGAGCCGCUCAGCCUGCCCGGCAUCCUGCACUUCAUCCAGCACGAGUGGGCCCGCUUCGAGGCCGAGAAGGCCCGCUGGGAGGCCGAGCGCGCCGAGCUGCAGGCGCAGGUGGCCUUCCUGCAGGGAGAGCGGAAGGGGCAGGAGAACCUCAAGACAGACUUGGUGCGACGGAUCAAGAUGCUGGAGUUUGCACUGAAGCAGGAGAGGACCAAGUAUCACAAGCUGAAGUUUGGGACAGAGCCCCAGCAGGGAGAGAAGAAGGCGGCGGCGGACCCGGCGGAGCAAGGUGCCCUCUUAGGCCCCUCGGACGCUCCGGACGGCAGCCAGCUGGCGUGGAAGGAGGGAAGGCAACUCCUCCGUCAGUACCUGGAGGAGGUGGGCUACACGGACACCAUCCUGGACAUGCGGUCCCGGCGCGUCCGGGCCCUGCUGGGCCGCGGGGCUGGGGAGCUGAAUGGGGCCGGCCUGACGUCCAGUGACGGCCCCUCGUCGGGGGGAGAGUCCCUGCUGGUCAGGCAGAUCGAAGAGCAGAUCCAGAGGAACGCCGGUCAGGAGGCCACGGCGCAGCCGGGCGGCGCGGGGCUGGAGAAGGUCCCGUUCCUGCAGAACUGCGAGGACGAGGACAGCGACGAGGACGAGGACCCCGAUGGUCCGCCCCCAGAGCCCCAGCGCCAGCACAAGAAGCAACGUGUCAAGCUCGUGCCUAAGCCCCUGGCGCCUGAGCUGGAGGACGAGGAUGAGGACGAAGACUCAGAAGAUGCCAUCAAUGAGUUUGACUUCCUGGGCUCCGGGGAUGAGGCAGACAGCUCGGGGGAUGCCCGGCACGCGGGGGAUGGGGAUGAGCUAGAGAGUCGUCGGGUCAAGCUACAGGGGAUGUUGGCGGAGCUGCGGGACGUGGACGGGCUGCCCCCUCCGGCCCACGGGGCACCCCCCGGCACCCCCCAGCCCCGGGCGCAUGACGGCUCCCUGGGCUUUUCUUCCGACGUCUUCAUCUUGGACACGAUUGGGGGAGGGGAAGUGAGUCUCGGGGACCUCGCGGACCUCACCGUCACCAACGACAACGACCUCAGCUGUGACUUGUCAGACAGCAGAGACGCCCUGAAAAAGACGUGGAACCCCAAGUUCACGCUGCGCUCUCACUACGACGGUGUCCGGGCCCUGGCCUUCCACCACCGCGAGGCAGCCUUGUUAACUGCUUCUGAAGAUGGCACCCUGAAGCUCUGGAACCUGCAGAAGACGGGGGCCGCCAAGAAAAACGCUGCUCUGGACGUGGAACCAAUUCACGCCUUCCGUGCACACAGAGGUCCGGUGCUGGCGUUGGCCGUGGGCAGCAACAGCGAGUCCUGCUACAGCGCCGGGGCGGACGCCCACAUCCGCUGCUGGCGAAUCCCCGACCUGAACAUGGAUCCCUACGAUGGCUACGAGCCCGGGGUGCUGAGCCGGGUCCUGGAGGGCCACGGGGAUGCCGUAUGGGGCCUGGCCUUCAGCCCCACCACCCACCGCCUCGUCUCCUGCUCGGCCGACGGCACCGUCCGCGUUUGGGACCCCAGCGGCAGCCCCGCCUGCCUGUGCACCUUCAACACCACCAGGGAAAACGGGACCCCCACCUCAGUGGCCUUCGCCAGCACUGAGCCGGCCCAUGCCGUGGCCACGUUCGGCUCAGGCGACACAGUUCUGUACGACCUCGAGACUGCCCGUGCCAUCCUCACCAUGGAGUCCCGGGGGGCCAGCGGCCCAACUCACAUCAACCAUGUGGUGAGCCACCCGAGCCAGGCUGUCACCAUCACCGCCCACGAUGACCGGGGCAUCCGCUUCCUGGACAACCGGACAGGGCAGUGCAUCCACUCCAUGGUCGCCCAUCUGGAUGCCGUCACCUGCCUUGCCGCUGAUCCUAAUGGCGUCUUCCUCAUGUCAGGCAGCCACGACUGCUCGCUGCGGCUGUGGAGCCUGCAGAAGCGCACGUGUGUGCAGGAGAUCACGGCCCACCGCAAGAAGCACGAGGAGGCCAUCCACGCCGUGGCCUGCCACCCCGGCAAGGCCCUCAUCGCCAGCGCCGGGGCCGACGCCUUGGCCAAGGUCUUCGUAUGACACCCCCGCGCCGCUCCCCCCAACCCCCCUUGCAGGUCAGUGGCUCAGGCGGAGUCUGGGGCGGACACCGAAGCUUCCCCCCCCGCCCCCGGCCCCUCGACUCCGCUGGCGUUUGCCGCCGGGGGGUCUCCACGGUCUCCACGCAGGGAGCGGUUGGGCCGUGCCGGCGUCCACGGGGACCGGCUCAGCCCCGUUCCCGGGCCUCUGGGGGGCUGGGGUGGGGCCGGGGCAGCUCAGGAAUCCCCCCACCCCUUUCCCCAGUCGGCCGCCUUUCAUCCCUCCCUGCCCUCGCCGGCGGCCCGGGCAGAGGGGGUGUCGAUGGCGUUGUGUGAGCUGCUGCUUUUUACGGGCCCCGGAGCGAACUAGAGGGAGGGGGCUUCCGCCGCAGCCGCGAUUUUUUUUUCCAUGACGUGAGGAGGCCUGGGCUGGGUCCCACCGCCCCCACCCCCCUCCCCUCCCCCUUCCGUCCCAGCCGGGUCUCACGGCCCCUCCCCCAGCCGUGGGGGCGGGCACACAGGAGAAAGGGGGCUGUCCUGUGGUGCUUCCCCCUCGCCCCGCCCCACCCCCAGUCCCCAGCCCCACACACCUGCAGCAAUAACUCUGGGGCAGGGGGCGCCCAGUUACACUACCAGGGUGUUACCAGGCAUCGGGGGGGAGGCAGGGAGUAGGAUAGCCGCUCCUCCCCUCGCCCCCACCUCCCCGGGUCCUGGUGCUCCCCCAGACCCCCACUCCUCCAACCUAGGCCCUGUAGGCCACAACAGCACUAACUGCCCGACGGGAGGGGCUACCCCCGGCCACUCCCGCCUCCAUCGUCAUCCCGCCCCUAGCCAGCCUUUCUGGCCACCUCCCCCCCGCCCCCCACCCCUCCCCCUAGCCUCUGACACUACGGGGCCCGUAGGGGCCUGCUGGUCCAGCCCAGGCUCCAGCCCCACACCUGAGUGUGGGGGCGGAGGGAGGGGGUCCCUCGAUCCUCAAACCCCUCCUUCCCCCUGUACAUUGUGUAUAAAUAACUGGGAUUUUAAAUGGAGGCGGGCCUGGUCGGCCUGCCGCUGGGGGGUCCCCCUCCCCCUCCUCCCCGUUAUCACUGUGUGAUAGUUGCCGUCCGGCCCCGGCCCGUCCUCCCGUCCGGCCCGUCCCCGUCCCCCCCGCCGUCCUAUCCUCCCCGUCCACCAUCGCGCCUCGUGGAUAUUUAUUUGACUUUCACUUCACCUGUUUCUAUACCCCCGACUGGGCUGUCUGUGAAAACUGUCUCAAUAAAAAACCUUUGGAAUAAAAC